Molecule: messenger RNA, 1449 nt
Organism: Pistacia vera
Lineage: Eukaryota; Viridiplantae; Streptophyta; Magnoliopsida; Sapindales; Anacardiaceae
Product: zinc finger protein CONSTANS-LIKE 13
Molecular function (GO): protein binding; zinc ion binding
Source: RefSeq, a predicted model, not a curated record
AUACUUUCAAGCAACAACAGAUAUAACCCAAUUAAAAUCUGCUAGAAAUGACUGAUGCUCCACAUAAACCACAACAAACACCCCCGCCACAGCCACAACAAAACCAGCUGCAAGAACAACAAAAACGACUCUGUGAUUACUGUAACGACAAAACAGCUUUAUAUUGCAGAGCAGACUCCGCCAAGCUUUGUUUCUCAUGUGACCGAGAGGUCCACUCAACAAAUCUGCUUUUCUCCAAGCACUCUCGCCUCCCGCUAUGUGAUGCCUACUCUUCCCCUGCUUCAAUCUUUUGCGAAACAGAGCACUCUGUUCUCUGCUCCAAUUGCGACUGGGAACAUCACAACCAGAGCACCUUUAUGUCAUCUGUGCAUAAUCGUAGACCGAUUGAGUUCUUCACUGGAUUUCCAUCAGUGAAUGAGCUGUUCCACAAUUUUGGGUUCGAUGAUUUGGACAAUAAAGCUCUGUUUUUGGGAGAUGAUAAUAGUAAUGAUAGUAAUAACGAUUGUUUUUAUGGCGAUGAGAUCAUCGAUUUAUUAGUUUGGGAACCUCCUGAGUUUCUAAGUAUAGAUGACUUGAUUGUUAGGAGUGACUCGGCUGAUAAUUUUCAGGCUCUGGACGUGCCCCCUCUGCCCAAGAAUCGAAAUGCUGCUUGUGGGAAACACAAGGAAGAAAUGCUUUGCCAGCUUCGUCAACUCAGCAAGUUGAAAUCUGAGUUGAAUUAUGAAAAUGCGGAUGCUAAACCCAUUAUAAGGUUCAAAUCGUCGGUGCCUGACCAAAACUUGCAGCCAGCGAAUAUAUACACUGGUUCUGGACCAGAUGCAGAACCAAUCUCUUAUCCUGCUUCCGAGAAUCCUAGUUACAUCCCUGGUUCAAUGGUAUCAAGAAACCAUUUUGAGGACAUUUCUGUUGUCCCAGACAAACAUUCAGAUAUCGGUGGCCGUAUAAGGGUUGUCAGUGAUGGUGAUGAAGGGGGAUCUCAACAUCCAGUUACUACUGAAACAUUACCAGUUUUUGCUAAAGUUGGUCUACACGAGUUAAACAGUCAAGAAAGAGAUUCUGCACUCUCACGGUACAAGGAGAAAAAGAAAACACGGAGGUAUGAUAAACACAUCAGAUAUGAAUCAAGAAAGGUUCGGGCUGAAAGCAGGACUAGAGUUAAAGGACGUUUUGCAAAGAUUGAUCAUUAAUGGUACAUUUGUAAGCAGUAACCACUGACGAAUCUCUAGCACAGCUUAUAUCAGGAUGAGUAGUGUAUUAAAAAAUGGUUUUUGUCAGGAGAAGUUAGUCAUGUAUUGUGUGUACUGUAAAGUCUUGUGUUGAGUAGAUGAAUUUGCUCUUGCAACUGCCUCUGUGUUGUGCUACGUACGCAGAGAGGUGGCUUUGAGUUUCGUUAAGAUCAUAUGAAAGGUUAAUUAUUGAUUAAGUUGAAGCAAUUAUAAUUUAGAUUAA